This is a messenger RNA of Linum trigynum, 2469 nucleotides long. Lineage: Eukaryota; Viridiplantae; Streptophyta; Magnoliopsida; Malpighiales; Linaceae. The record is from the annotation of a GenBank genome assembly.
UUCUCAUAAAAAAUCUACAUAUAUUAAUACUUCAAAUGAACAAAUAUCUUCCACACAAUAAUAAAUAAAAUAAAAAGACACUACUCCAUGGGUUUGUGUGGCAUGCGGCAUGCCUCAGACCUGUGGAAAGCACACUUCCACUGAAUCUCAAAUACCUCCAAACUUAUCCAAAUACAUGGAUUUGUAAGUAAAAUCACUCCUAAAUUUGUUGUCCUCUUUUCCCAAAUCCAUUUUUUCAGAUAGAUUUUCCACCAAACGAACCCCCAGAGAAGUUGCAAACCUAGAAGGAAACCAAAUUAGCUUUCUAUAAAGCGUACGUUUUUAUUUUCCCCUGGUACCUCCAUUCCCACAUUCCUCCCCUUCCCUUUCCAACCAUCCAAAUUCGAAACCCAACCCUCCGCCAUGGCUGCCACCGCCUCCGCCAACGUCUCCUCCUUCUCCAAACCCUCCACUCCCUCCACUUCCAAAUGCCCCUUGCCUCAGAAACCCAAUCUCUUCCUUCCCCCAACCUCCAAAACCCUCCAUAAACCCUUUUCCGCCGCCGCCGCUGCUCGGAGCCUCUCCCAUAUCUCCCUCGCUUCUCCCCGGACCGGAGAUUUCCCCAUCGGAGACGGCGCAGAUGACGGCGGUUGCUACUACGACGAACUCGACGACAAGCCCCGCGAGGAGUGCGGUGUGGUGGGCGUCUACGGCGACCCUGAAGCUUCCCGGCUAUGUUAUCUGGGCCUCCACGCCCUCCAGCAUCGCGGCCAGGAAGGCGCCGGCAUCGUAGCGGUAAAGGACAAGGUAUUUCAGUCUGUUACUGGUGUUGGGUUGGUCACCGAUGUGUUUAACGAGUCCAAAAUCAAUCAAUUGCCCGGCGAUUUGGCCAUCGGGCAUGUUAGGUAUUCCACCGCCGGAGCUUCCAUGUUGAAAAAUGUGCAGCCUUUUGUCGCCGGGUAUCGAUUCGGGUUUGUUGGGGUUGCGCACAAUGGUAAUCUAGUGAAUUACAGGAAAUUGCGAGCCGAACUGGAAGAUAGUGGUUCGAUUUUCAACACUAGCUCUGAUACCGAAGCGGUUCUGCAUUUGAUUGCUAUCUCCAAGGCGAGGCCCUUCAUAGCCAGAAUCGUCGACGCUUGCGAGAAGCUCGAAGGAGCUUAUUCGAUGGUUUUUGUUACGGAGGAUAAGUUGGUUGCUGUUAGGGAUCCUUAUGGGUUCAGGCCAUUGGUAAUGGGGAGGAAAAGCAAUGGCGCUGUGGUGUUUGCUUCUGAAACUUGCGCUCUCGAUUUGAUAGAUGCCACAUACGAGAGGGAAGUGAAUCCGGGAGAGGUUGUAGUUGUCGACCAUGAAGGGAUCACAUCGCUUUGCCUUUUGGGUCAUCGCGAGCCGAAGCAGUGCAUAUUCGAGCAUAUCUACUUUUCCCUGCCGCAGUCUGUAGUCUAUGGAAGGUCUGUCUACGAGUCCAGGCGCCAGUUUGGAGAGAUACUCGCCACAGAAUCGGGGGUCGAUUGUGACGUGGUGAUUGCAGUUCCGGAUUCUGGAGUCGUGGCUGCUCUGGGCUAUGCAGCGAAAGCAGGGGUGCCAUUUCAGCAGGGCUUGAUUCGGUCACAUUACGUUGGGAGGACAUUCAUCGAGCCGUCUCAGAAGAUCAGGGAUUUCGGGGUGAAGCUGAAGCUUUCCCCGGUGAAGCAGAUACUGGAAGGGAAGAGGGUUGUGGUGGUGGACGAUUCGAUCGUGAGAGGGACGACUUCAUCGAAGAUUGUUAGGAUGCUCAAGGAAGCUGGAGCUAAGGAAGUCCACAUGAGGAUCGCUAGCCCCCCCAUGAUUGCUUCGUGUUACUACGGUGUUGAUACUGCUAGCCCCGAGGAGUUGAUAUCGAACAGGAUGAGCGUGGAGGAGAUCAGGGAUUACAUUGGGUGUGAUUCGUUGGCGUUUUUGGAGUUCGAUAGCUUGAAGAAGAUGCUGGGGCAGGAUUCGCCUGACUUCUGCUACGCUUGUUUCUCAGGGAACUACCCUGUGCUGCCUAAGGAAGUGAUAGUGAAGCGAGUUGGGGAUUUUGUGGAUGAUGGUUUGAGUGGUAGCAUUGAUAGCAUUCAAGGUGGGUGGGUUCAAGGUCCGCCGGUUGACGACGACAGCGAGUUGGUGGCUCCAUUAGCGGGUUAAUGUUUUUCUCUCCGCGGGUCAUAGAAAGAACAGAGCAACCAGCCAUUAUUAGGAGUGGUGUUAUGAUUUUAGCUCUGGUAGAUGUCUUUCAGAAGUGAUGACCUUUUAGUUUGUGUUAUGUGGUUUCUUUAAGCUAGCUCCAGGUUGCAGUCUCAAAACCUACACAAUUUUGUUUUCCUUUUUUGGCUUAUUGCAGGGCUUUGAAUUCGAGUAAUGUUUUUAUGAUUUGAGUCUUUUUGAAUUUGAUAGCAGAUGAUAAUAUCAUAAUUCAUAAUGAUACAGAUGAUGCUGCAGAUGAUGAUGAUGAUUAAUGAUAGAUUUUAACAU